AUGGCUGGAACACACCCCCGCCAUAAUAACGAAUCACCACCAGCAUGUUUGCCCGCACCUGGCGGAGGUCCCGGCGUGCUUCACGUCGUCGACGGGCGUACGGGGAAGAAGUACGAGCUCGAGAUCAACGAGGACGGCGCCAUUCGCGCCAGCGAUUUCAAAAAGAUUAAGGCGGGAGGAGACGGUAACGGCCUGAAGCUGUACGAUCCGGGUUAUCUAAACACCGCACCUGUGCGGUCGGCCAUCUGCUACAUCGAUGGCGACAAGGGCAUUCUGCGAUACCGCGGUUACCCGAUUGAGGAGCUCGCAGAGCGAAGCACCCACCUUGAGACGGCCUACCUGCUCAUGUAUGGAAAUCUGCCGACCCAGGAGCAGCUGUCGGACUGGGAGGGGACCAUCAUGCAGCACUCCGCGCUCCCUGACGGUGUUCUGGCGGUGAUUGCAGCUCUGCCUCGGGACAGCCACCCGAUGGGCGUGCUCACAGGGGCUCUCUGCGCGCUCUCCUCCUUCCACGCUGAUGCCAACCCUGCUCUCCAGGGCCAAGACCUGUACAAGUCCAAGGCCGUUCGCAACAAGCAGAUUGUGCGAGUUCUUGGCAAGGUGCCCACCAUAGCAGCAGCAGCGUAUCUGCACAUGGCGGGGCGGCCCCCUGUGGCACCAGCAGGCCACCUGUCAUACGCUGAGAACUUCCUCUACAUGCUCGACUCCAUGGGCGACCGCUCGUACCGCCCGCACCCACGCUUGGCGAGGGCGGUGGACAUUCUCUUCAUCCUGCACGCCGAGCACGAGAUGAACUGCUCCACUGCUGCUGCUCGCCACCUCGCCUCCAGUGGAGUGGAUGUGUACACGGCAUUGGCAGGAGCUACUGGUGCUCUGUACGGCCCGCUGCAUGGUGGUGCCAAUGAGGCGGUGUUGAAGAUGCUGAGCGAGAUAGGCAGUGCGGACAAGAUCCCCGAGUUCAUCCAGGGCGUCAAGGACCGCAAGCGCCGCAUGUCGGGGUUUGGGCACCGUGUGUACAAGAACUACGACCCGCGCGCCAAGGUCAUCCGCGGGCUCGCCGAGGAGGUCUUCUCCAUUGUGGGCCGCGACCCGCUUAUUGAGGUGGCAGUGGCGUUGGAGCAGGCAGCACUGUCGGACGAGUAUUUCAUCAAGCGCAAGCUCUACCCCAACGUGGACUUCUACUCCGGCCUCAUCUACCGUGCGCUGGGCUUUCCAACGGAGUUCUUCCCAGUGCUGUUUGCCAUUCCGCGCAUGGUGGGGUACCUGGCGCACUGGAAGGAGUCACUCGACGAUCCUGACACGCGCAUCAUGCGCCCCCAGGAGUGCUACAUCGGGGAGUGGUUCCGCCACUACCAGCCGAUUGCCAUGCGCCCGCCCUCAAGCACGGAGGGUUUAGGAAGCAUGGCGCGAAACGCGGUUACCCCGAGGGCGGUUUUCGCCAGCGGCAUCGCAGCACUCCUCGUGAUGUCUCUGCUGAGCAGCAGCGCGCUGCUGAAGGCGCAGGCGGAGGGGCAGGUGGACUGGGAGGCGCAGACGGAGUCGAUCCUCCAGCAGGUGUCGCAGCAGACUUAUCUCUCCGCCUUCUCCGAGAUCUUCACCGACUUCUACCAAUCCGGCCAGCUGUACAUAGACCAGCCGGCAACGCUGCUGAUCCCCACCAACGUGGGGCACUGGCGCUACCUCACGCAGUGGAACACGCUCACGCCCAAGCAGAAGCGCCGCGUGCUGCGCUACCACGUGCUUAAGGGCCGCUACACCACACAGGAGCUCCUCGACGCGGCGCCGCUCACGCUCUUCCCCACGCUGAACCAGAACCUGCCGCUGAACAAGACUGCCAAGCCCAACGAGGUCUACUUCCAGUCCGUGCCCCCCAUGAAGUUCGCCUCUCCCCUCAGCGUGCCCAACGCCGGCCUCACGGAGAAUCUGGCGGCGCAUGGCGUCACGUUUGUCAUCCUGCCGCCCAACCUCGACUGCACCUCGUCUGCUUGCAAGAAGCGGCAGUUCUAA
Messenger RNA from Closterium sp. Yama58-4, 2007 nucleotides. Lineage: Eukaryota; Viridiplantae; Streptophyta; Zygnematophyceae; Desmidiales; Closteriaceae. The record is from the annotation of a GenBank genome assembly.